Morchella importuna is the source of this 519-nucleotide messenger RNA. RefSeq lists its product as uncharacterized. The record is from RefSeq and is a predicted model, not a curated record. NCBI's taxonomy places the organism in Eukaryota, Fungi, Ascomycota, Pezizomycetes, Pezizales, Morchellaceae. The transcript is spliced from 3 exons. The coding region runs from base 1 to 519 and encodes 172 amino acids.
AUGGUCACCCUUUUCCACACUGCGCCGCGGCGUCUGGACGCCAAAGUGGAUUAUGUAGUAUGGUUCAAGCGCCCGGAGGAUGGCGACCAGGGUUCAGAGGAGCCUCACCCGUCCACCUCUCUUUCAGUCCCAUCGGAGGGUUCGCCGUUGGCUGUUAGUAAGUGUGUCAUUGGACUUGACAAGCGAAAUCUGUAUUACAUACAUGAGCUGAAGGGAAUCCUGAUUCUACGAAUACCUACUCUGGAAUCCGGUAGAUACCCGAGGCAUCGUGAGUGCGGGACCGCUUCGCAUCCGUCUAGCAAUGUUAGUGGAGUGGAAUUGGGGUGCAAUUACCGUGAUGGCAAUUUAGAUGAAGUCCUUGACGGUUGGGCAACACGGUCAUUCCCUCCGCGUUUAAAGCGCCUGUUCCUCAAAGUGGGAUGGACGGAUAUCUUAGGUCGAUCCCCGCACCAGGCAACCCCUGGCCCUGGCGCGCGGUGGGUGUGGCUGACACCUGCUGUAGGGGCGCGUAAUAUCUAG